Fusarium pseudograminearum CS3096 is the source of this 597-nucleotide messenger RNA. RefSeq lists its product as uncharacterized. The record is from RefSeq and is a predicted model, not a curated record. Gene Ontology annotation, biological process: ubiquitin-dependent protein catabolic process. The transcript has 2 exons. NCBI's taxonomy places the organism in Eukaryota, Fungi, Ascomycota, Sordariomycetes, Hypocreales, Nectriaceae. The coding region runs from base 1 to 597 and encodes 198 amino acids. Gene Ontology annotation, cellular component: cytoplasm. Gene Ontology annotation, molecular function: ubiquitin protein ligase activity.
AUGGCAACUCAAUACGAAGUCGAACAUAAUGUCAAAUUUGCCGAAGGCCGUCGCUCAGGCCGUCGCGUAGACAUGGCCUCUUUCUUCUCCCUCCUCGAUCAGAUCGCCGAGCCCUCAGGCGCCCAGACCCCUCAUCACAACCCUCACGCAACACCUACUCCCGUAGACACAGCCGCUCUCUUCCGACUUCUCCAGGAACAGCUGCAUCAGCUUCAAAUGACCGCCCCGACAGACGACAAUCGCGAUUUUCUCCAAUCCCUUAUCGUUAACCUCGAGGGCGACAUCAUCGAUCCUCCGACUCGACUGGCAGGCGUUUCGCAAGAGUUUCUCGACUCGGUCGAUCGUGUGAAUCGCAAGACCCUCAAGGAAGACGACGACUGUGCUAUCUGCAAGAUUCCCUACCUGGAAGAUGAAUACUGUCUUGUUGUUGAGCUGCCGUGCCCAGGCGGUCACCAAUUUGACCUCGAGUGUGUUGGACCUUGGCUGCGAAGCAAGGGGACGUGUCCCAUAUGUCGUCAUGAUCUGGUGAAGAAGAAGGAGGUUCCCGUUGUGCAGGAUGACGACGAAGAGGAGGACGGCGAUAUGAUGUAUGCCUAG